GAUACAAUGGAGAAGGCAUCCUUAGAAGUUAAUCUGCCUGGCACACAUGAAGAAGGAAAACUUUAUGUAGUUGACUCUUUAAACAACCUAAACAAACUAAAUGUUUGUCCAGAUGAAUCCCAGCAUGCAGUAGACGAGGAAGAGAACAGUGAUGGUAUUGGAGAAAACACAGCAGGGAGCAACAUAAGAAACCAGCAUUUGUUCUUCGUCACAUUUAUUCUUACUUUGAUCAUCAGUUUGGUCCUUGUUUCAUUUGUAAUAUUCUUAAUAAUUCAAACUAGAAGCAAGUUGGACCAAAUAUCAAGCAGACUAAUAUCUGACAAGAGGAACAUAGAAGAGCUUAAGAAAAUGCACACUAUGAUAUUACAGCAUCUAAAUCGAUCAGGAAUUAAGGAAAACCAGAAGUACCUCUUCACACAGUCUCCUGUGCCUCAUAAUUACCUCUUUACUUAUGCUGAGCUGAAAAUCCCUGAAGAGUAAGAUCUUCUUUGGAAUGAAAUUCAGCAUAUUCAUGGACUCAGAUAUUUUCCACAUUUGGCACACAGGUUACUUAAACAUUCUCAUAUCAUCACAGGAGCAUUGAAAAGCCAGCUGAAUUAAAAUGAUUAGAAAACAAUAUUUUAUCUUGGGUUUGUUGUGAAUAUAGAUUUUGAAAACUAAGCCCAUAUGAUCUGCAGUAAACAACAAAACUGUCAACAAUUUUGGGCAAUAGUUCCAGAUUCUCUGUGCAUUGUAGAUUGCAGAGGUAAGGGCUUUAUUUUAAAUGUGAGUGGACGAUCACAGAAAGUCGUUACUUCUAUUUACAUGAUUCCAGCAUGACCUUUUCCACUUCAUCAUUCUCCUGUUUCUUUGGAACAAUUUUUGUGUUUGCUUCUAUAUUACUUGUAUUUAAUGAUAACAUCAGAUUCCUUAACUUAAAAAUAAACUGAAUUCUGCCACAAAAUUUGGUAGUU
This is a messenger RNA of Pogoniulus pusillus (Red-fronted tinkerbird), 953 nucleotides long. It is a transcript of the gene LSMEM1, whose product is annotated as leucine rich single-pass membrane protein 1. The transcript has 3 exons. The record is from RefSeq and is a predicted model, not a curated record. NCBI's taxonomy places the organism in Eukaryota, Metazoa, Chordata, Aves, Piciformes, Lybiidae. Bases 7 to 480 code for a protein of 157 amino acids.